Molecule: messenger RNA, 1170 nt
Organism: Rhinolophus ferrumequinum (greater horseshoe bat)
Lineage: Eukaryota; Metazoa; Chordata; Mammalia; Chiroptera; Rhinolophidae
Product: melanoma antigen preferentially expressed in tumors-like
Exons: 3
Coding region: 1-1170 (389 amino acids)
Cellular component (GO): cytoplasm
Source: RefSeq, a predicted model, not a curated record
AUGGACCAAAAGGCCACAGCCACGCUGCUAGAGCUCGCUGCAAAGAGUCUGCUGAGUAAUGAGCCUGCAGCUAUCCAUGCCCUGGAAGAACUCCCAAGAGAUCUCUUUGUUCCACUGUUCAUUGCUGCCUUCUUGGGUGGGCAUAUGAAGGUACUAAAGGAAAUGCACUCCAUCCUUAAAGUAGAAGAAGCCCAACGUAAUGUCCGGUGCCUUGGAAUUGGUAAUUCAGAGUCUGAGCCUCUGUCAGCCUGGAAACCCACAGAAGUUCUAGUGGACCUUUCCAUCAGUGGUAACUUGAAAAAAAAGCAAUUUCUUUCUUUCCUUCAGAAUAAAGUUGAGGAGAACAUAGGGUCCUUACACCUCUGCUGCAGAGGUUUGCAUAUUGACAGCAUGCCUGCCGUCAAAAGUGUCCUGCAGUUUCUGGAUCUGGGAUGCACUGAUCACCUGGAAGUGUAUAAGGCUGAUCUGAGUGAAGUCACCACCCAUUUUGCUCAGAUGACCCACCUGAACAGCCUUAGUCUGUCUAACAUCCCAUUUAAAUCUUGUAAGGGGAGAAAGUUCAAUACUUUUCUCACCUGGCUUGGGCAUCAGGACAACCUCCAGGACCUCAUCUUGUGUUCCUUCUGCCUCAAAAAUCAACUGCACAAACUGCUCAGAGUCCUGCCACCUCGGUUGGAUACAUUGUAUCUAACUUUCUGUGGCCUUUCUAAUAGAGAUGUCAUCGCCCUGUCCCAGAGCUCUCAGGCCACUCACCUAACACAGUUGAAUCUCAGUAACAACCAGAUAUUCUCAGAAGUUUAUGAGCCCUUCCAGACUCUUCUGGAGAAGGCCUCGGGUACCUUGCAACAUCUAGAGGUAAAUAACUGCCUGAUAACUGACUCAAUCCUCUCUGCUCUCCUCCCGGCUCUGAGCCACUGUUCCCAUCUCCGUAUCCUUAGCUUUGCCUCCAACCCCAUUACAAUGCCUGUGCUGAGGAGCCUUCUGCAGCACUUAACAUCCUUGACGAAGCUGAAGUAUGUGAUUUAUCCUGUCCCUGUCCAUUGCUAUGAACAAGAGGAUUUUCACAGCACUUUGGACCAGCAGAAACUUGCUGAAGUGCAGGCGCAAUUGAAGGUGAUGCUGCAUGCGGUACAGCGGGAUGACAUGAACUGGACCACUUCUCCUGAGUGA